Magnusiomyces paraingens is the source of this 4860-nucleotide messenger RNA. RefSeq lists its product as uncharacterized. Gene Ontology annotation, molecular function: DNA binding; DNA-directed RNA polymerase activity. The record is from RefSeq and is a predicted model, not a curated record. The transcript is spliced from 2 exons. Gene Ontology annotation, cellular component: RNA polymerase I complex. Gene Ontology annotation, biological process: DNA-templated transcription. Bases 1 to 4860 code for a protein of 1619 amino acids. Lineage: Eukaryota; Fungi; Ascomycota; Dipodascomycetes; Dipodascales; Dipodascaceae.
AUGGACGUUUCAUUUCCUACGGGCUCACAGAUAGAGUCCGUCGAUUUUGGCGUUUUAUCUUCUAAAGAAAUUGAUCGCCUUUCUGUAAAACAUAUUACUUCACCUGAAGUAUUUGAUGCUUUGGGACAUCCCGUUCCGGGAGGUCUUUACGAUUUAGCACUUGGAGCUUUCCUCAAAAAUGUCUGCUCGACUUGUGGUCUUGACGAGCGAUUUUGCCCUGGCCAUAUGGGCCAUAUUGAUCUUCCUGUUCCCAUUUACAACCCUUUAUUCUUUUCACAGAUGUACGUUCUUCUUCGUGGAGCAUGUGUUUAUUGUCAUUCGUUUAAGCUUUCGCAUUCUUCGGCUCACAUUUAUGAAUCUAAACUUCGACUUAUUCAAUAUGGUCUGUUUCCGGAGAUUUCAGAGUUAGAAGCUUUGAUUGCUCAUGAAUCAUCUGGAAGUCAUUCUAUUGAAGAGAAUGGUGACUCAGAAUCUACUGAAAGUGAAGACAUUUUUGCUAUUCGCAAUGCUUUUGUGGAUAAGGUUAUUAAGAAAGCUAUUACUGAAGGGAGAACUACACACAGUGGUCUUAAUACUUCAGUGGUACAAGAAGAGCGUAGAAAACUCAUUCGUCAAUUCUAUCAAGAGAUUGUUGCUAAAGGAUCUUGUAAUAAUUGCCAUAUGGUUUGUCCCAAGUUUCGCAAAGAUGGGUUCUCUAAAAUUUUUGAGCUUGGAUUAUCCGAUAAGGAUUUUAAGGCCAACUCUGCCAAGGCUGUUACUCGAACAAGAACCAUUUUCCAAAAAGAACCUCGCAAGGGCGCAGUUCAAGUUCCUCAAAUUUCAUCUAAUCAAACACGAUAUAUUCUUUCCAGCGAGGUUUUGGAACUUCUUAAUUCUCUUUUUUUAAAUGAACGUACUCUUAUUGAAGUACUUUUUCAUUCUCGCCCCAAUGAUCCUGAACCAGUCACAGGAGAGAUGUUUUUUCUUCGUAAGCUUGUGGUCCCGCCUACCAAGUUUCGCCUUCCAUCUAAAGUCGGUGAUCAGAUUCACACAAAUCCUAAAAAUGAUUUACUUUCCGGUAUUAUCACUACAUCAUUGCGAAUUCGUGACCUUAAUCAGCGCAUGUCCAACCUCAAAUCUGAUGGAACUGAGUCUAAAGAACGCAAACAGACAUUUUCUCAGCUUAUGAAUUCUCUUGUUCAAAUUCAAAAUGAAGUGAAUGCUUUUUUGGAUUCUACAAAGUCUCAAAGUAGGUCAACAAAAGUUUUACCUGGUGUCAAACAAACUUUAGAGAAAAAGGAAGGUCUUUUUCGAAAGAAUAUGAUGGGAAAGCGUGUUAAUUAUGCAGCACGUUCUGUUAUUUCCCCUGACCCUAAUAUUGAAACAAAUGAAAUUGGUAUCCCUCCAGUUUUUGCAGUUAAUCUCACUUAUCCUGAGCCUGUAACUUCUUACAACUUCCAGGAAAUGCGACAAGCUGUUAUUAACGGCCCUAAUAUUUGGCCUGGUGCUACCGCGAUUGAAGAUGAAUCUGGUCAACUUAUCAAGCUUGCGAACAUGUCAGUGGAAGAACGUACAGCUCUUGCAAACCAACUUUUGACGCCUUCGUUGAAACGAUCAGUUGUAAACAAAAAGGUUUAUAGACAUAUUCGCAAUCAAGACGUUGUGCUCAUGAACAGACAACCUACACUCCACAAAGCUUCUAUGAUGGGACAUAAAGUUCGCGUUUUACCUGGCGAGAAAACCCUUCGUCUUCAUUAUGCAAAUACAGGUGCAUAUAAUGCUGAUUUCGAUGGUGAUGAAAUGAACAUGCAUUUCCCCCAAAAUGAGGCCGCUCGUGCUGAAGCUAUGAUGCUUGCAAACACUGAUUCUCAGUAUCUCACACCUACUUCAGGUAAGCCUCUUCGUGGUCUUAUUCAAGACCAUAUUUCGGCUGGUGUUAUUUUGACUAGCAAAGAUACCUUUUUUACAAGAGAAAAAUACCAGCAACUUAUUUACGGUUGCUUAAGACCUGAAGAUGGUCACAUCACUGGAAGCAAGAUUAUCACUGUUCCCCCAGCCAUCAUUAAGCCUGUUCCUUUGUGGACCGGUAAACAAGUUAUCACAACAGCUCUACUUAACAUUACACCCCAAGGCAGCCCUGGUUUGAAUUUGAAAUCGAAGAAUAAAAUCAAAAAUGAGUAUUGGGGAACAGGGUCUACAGAAAAUGAUGUUAUUUUUAAAGAUGGAAGUUUAAUCUGUGGUAUUUUGGACAAAUCUCAGUAUGGUGCAGCCGAUCAUGGUUUAGUUCAUUCUGUUCAUGAAAUUUAUGGCAGCCAUACGGCUGGCCAGCUCCUUUCAGUUCUUGGUCGUCUGUUUACUAGAUAUAUCACGUCAGUUGCAUUUACGUGUGGUAUGGAUGAUCUUCAUUUAACUGCUGAGGGUGAUUCUUGGAGAAAGGAGAUUCUUCGCAAUGCUGCUGAUGUUGGCAGAAAGGCUGCAGCAGAAGUAACCAAUUUAGAAGAAGAUGUUUCUGAGGACGAUCCCGAAUUUUUGCGAAGACUUGAAGAAAUUCUUCGUGAUGAUCAAAAGCUUGGUAUUCUUGAUGCUAUUACUCAAUCUAAGGUCAAUGCUGUUGCGACUAGUAUCGUCUCUAAGUGCGUUCCAGAAGGAACUGCGAAACGUUUCCCUAUUAAUUCUAUGCAGGCCAUGGCUUUAUCUGGUGCCAAGGGUUCUAAUGUCAACGUUUCCCAAAUCAUGUGUCUACUGGGACAGCAAGCUUUGGAAGGUCGCAGAGUUCCUGUCAUGGUUAGUGGCAAGACUCUACCAUCUUUUAAGCCAUUUGAAACACAUGCCAGAGCUGGCGGAUACAUUGCGCAGCGAUUUUUUUCUGGUGUUCGCCCUCAGGAAUACUACUUUCAUUGCAUGGCUGGCCGUGAAGGUUUAAUUGACACGGCUGUUAAAACAUCUCGUUCGGGAUAUUUACAACGUUGUCUCAUUAAACAACUUGAAGGUGUUCAAGUCAAUUAUGACAAUUCAGUUCGUGAUUCCGAUGGUGCUCUUAUUCAGUUCAUCUAUGGCGGCGAUGCUAUUGAUGUUGUCAAGGAAUCUCACUUAACUAACUUUAAGUUUUGUUACGACAAUUUCAACUCUUUACUUCUUCGACACAAGCCCCCUACGCUUGAAAAUAUGGACACUGAAGAAGCAGUUUCUUAUGCUAAGAAGGCACUCAAGCAUUUUAAGCGUCAUGCUGAUGAACCUCAUUAUGAGUUUGUUCCUAAGUAUGACCCUACAGUUUCUGUUUACAAUCCAGCCAAGUUCUUGGGUAGUGUUUCCAACGUUUUCCAAGAGAAACUCGACAAGUUCAUCAAAGACAAUUCCAGCCUUUUUUUGAAGGGCAGCAAUAGUCAAAUCACUGAAAAAAUGUUUCGCACACUCAUGCAACUUAAAUACAUGCAAUCGACUAUAGAUCCUGGUGAGGCAGUUGGAAUUAUUGCCUCGGAAUCUAUUGGUGAGCCUUCUACUCAAAUGACCCUUAACACUUUUCAUUUUGCUGGUCAUGGUGCUGCUAAUGUCACUCUCGGCAUUCCACGUAUGAGAGAAAUUAUUAUGACGGCCGCUGAAAAGAUCAUGACUCCUCAAAUGACUCUCCCUAUCCAAGAUUAUAUCACUGAUGAUCAGGCUGAUAUCUUUUGCAAGAGUGUUGGUCGUAUUUUACUUUCAGAGGUUGUCGAUAAAGUUACUGUUGUGGAAACUAGUACUGUUGGCACUGGUGUUAUCAAUCGUAAUUACAACGUUAGAUUCCAAUUCUUUUCUAAAGAUGAGUAUCAAAACGAAUACGAUAUUUCUGAUUUGCAAGUCCUUCAAUGUGUUUCUCGUUCAUUCCUUUCUACUCUUGAAGAUAAAAUUAAGAAGGAGUUUAAGAGAUUUGGUAAUACUGAUUCCAAUAUUGGGCAAGCCGUUCCUUCUAGUGAAUCUGCUAUAACCUAUCGCGAAAGUGGCUCAUCUUAUGCUGCUGAAGAGGAUGAUGAUGAAGAUCAAAAAUCAAAGAAAUCUCAGGCUGUUUCUUAUGAUGGUCCUGAUGAUGCAGAGCUGGAACUUAUGGAGAAAGCUAGCCAGACCUCGGAUGAAGAGGAUUCUGAUAUGGAUGAUGAUGAAGCCUCUGAUAAUGAAGGGGAGUCUAAUGGUGAUGCGGGGUUUAAGAUGGUCGAUCGAUCAGAGAUGUCUCAAGGAGCUAAGGCUCGUGAAAGCCUUAUUGUUGAGCGUCACAAAAAUGUUUCUCGUUUUAAUUUUGACGAUCUUAAUGGUGAAUGGUGCGAAUUUUCUUUAGAAUAUCCUGCCAAUACCCCAAAGAUUCUUCUCGUAAGCUUGAUUGAGGAGGUUUGCCGUCAAACUGUUAUUCGUGAAAUUCCAAAUAUUGGUCGUUGCUUGCACCCGUCAGCAGAUCAACAUGAUGGAAAACGGGUUCUUGUAACUGAAGGUGUCAACUUUAAGGCUUUAUGGGAUGAAGGUGACUUCAUUGAUGUGAAUGGAAUUCUUUCGAACGAUGUUUCCGCAGUUCUUAAGACAUAUGGUGUUGAAGCUGCUCGCAACACUAUUGUCCGUGAAAUUAAUAAUGUUUUCAAGACUUAUGCAAUUUCUGUCAACUUGCGUCAUUUGGAUCUUAUUGCUGAUAUGAUGACCAGAGAUGGUACAUAUCUUGCAUUUAAUAGAUUUGGCAUGAGUUCAAUGACGUCGCCAUUUUUGAAGAUGUCAUUUGAAACCACUUGCAGCUUCCUGACUUCUACAGUGUUGGAUUCUGGAUUUGACCCUCUUGAUUCUCCUAGUGCUAGAAUUGUUGUAGGUAAGGCCGCUAAGGUCGGUACAGGCUCUUUUGAUGUUUUGACGCCUCUUCCAGAGAUAUGA